GGACUUUUGUAUAGACUUUGAACGACGACAGCAGCUGGUCAGGAGAUUUGGAUCCGAUGCGACGACUAGCCUUGCUACGUAGUAGCGACCUUACCUUGCUUGCAUUGGCAUUGGCAUUGGCAUUGACAUUGACAUUGACAUUGACAUUGGCAUUAUGAGUGCGUAGCCUGUUUCGCUCUUUCUGACUGGCUCACACAACUGAUGAACCAUCUAUUAAGCAGCCGACUGACUUGGUGUAAGUUUGUUUAUUUGUUAUUGUUAACUAACUGCUGAUGAGGGGUUGACUAAGAGUGCGAUAAGAUUGAUUGAUCCACUUUCCAUCUUAUCACUCGCUUCCUUGCUUCCUUCCUUCUCUUUCCCCGCCUUUUAGUCUACUUUGCUUUACUUCUGACAGCUGUUGCUUUCUCUUCCUUGUAUUCUUCAUCUUUUUGUUAUAUACCCUCCUCUCUCUCAUUCCUCUUUUUUCUUUCAUCUUCAAUUCCAAUAUGAAGACCCUCUUCAAGAAUGCCACUAUCAUCCCAGGAGUCAAUCCUCCCCCCGCAGAUUCUCCCACAUGUAUGAUCAUCGAAGAUGACCGCAUUGUUUACGUCGGCACCGAGGCCGAUCUUCCCACUGCCCCGGUGGAUCAUGAGGUCGAUUUGAACGGCAAGAAAAUCCUACCUGGAUUUAUUGACGGACAUAUGCACCUGCUGCUUUUCGGCGCCUCUCUCUCCAAGAUCGAUCUCAGCGACUGCAAGGACCUGGCCGACAUCCGCACGACAAUUGCGCGCGCCGCGGCCGAGAACCCCUCGGCGGAGCGUCUCUUCUGCCGCGGCUGGAUGCACAGCAUGACCGACGGCCAGGCGCUGGCCAGCAUGAUCGACGACCUCGACCCGCGGCCGAUCUUCAUCGACUCGAAGGACCUGCACUUUGCCUGGCUGAACACGCCCGCGCUGCAGGAGCUGCAGGUGGCCGGCCUCCCGGACCCGGAGGGGGGCACCAUCUACCGCGACGCCGCAACGGGCCAGCCCAGCGGGCUGCUGGGCGAAGCCGCGGCGGUGACCUACGUGUGGCCGCACGUUGCGCGCGUCUCGACGACCGAGGAGAAGCUGGCCUACAUCCGCAACGCGGUGCGGGCCUACAACGCCGCGGGCUACACGGGGAUGAUCGAGAUGGCGACGGACGAGAACCUGUGGACGACGAUGCAGCAGCUGCGCGCCCAGGAGCCCGUGCCCAUCCGCCUGGCGGCGCACUGGAUCAUCACCCCGUCGCAGGACGAGGCCGUCGUGCUGCGCCAGGUCGACCGCGCCAUCGCCCUGCACCGCGCGUACAACCGCACCACGUCGCCGGAUUUUCGCAUCGCGGGCAUCAAGAUCAUCUGCGACGGCAUCAUCGACGCCUGCACCGCCGCCCUCCUCGAGCCCUACGCCAGCACCGGCACCACCUGCGCGCCCCUCUGGGACCCCGCCCUUUUGGGGAAGGUCGUCGCCAAAGCCGACGCCGCCGGCCUCCAGUGCGCCCUGCACGCCAUCGGCGACCAAACCGUCCGGCUGGCCAUCGACACCCUUGAGGCCUGCAGCAGCAGCAGCAAGCGCCACCGUAUCGAACACCUCGAACUCACCCACCCCACGGACGCCCGCCGCCUCGCCCAACUCGGCAUCACCGCCUCCAUCCAACCCGUGCACGCCGACCCGGCCAUCCUGCGCGCCUGGCCCACCCUCCUCGGCGAAGCCCGCUGCCGCCGCGCCUUCGCCUACGCCGAAUUCGUCCGCACCGGCGGCCCCGUCGCCAUCGGCACCGACUCCCCCACCGCCCCGCACAGCGCCCUCCGCAACCUCUACACGGCCACCACGCGCCGCUCCGCCCGCGACCCCGCCCUGGCGGUCACGGUCAACCCGGCCUUCGCGCUGACGCUGCUCGAGGCCGUCGUCGCCGCCACGGCCGGCUCCGCCUACUCGUGUUUCGAUGAGGACCGCACCGGCUCGUUGGCCCCCGGCAAGGUCGCGGAUUUUGUGGUCUUGGACAUGGUGGCCUGGGAGGCCGGGCGGUUGCUCGACGCCGUGGUGCUGGAGACUUGGUUUGCGGGGAGGAGGGUUUAUGAGCACUGUGGUUAGGGGUAGGAUCUUGUUUGUAUAGUAUGGUUUGUGGGCUGAGGCAAAGGAAGGGGGUGGGGGGGUUAAAGGACCCACGGGGUUAUCUUAUCUUGGGUGGUGUGUCACCGGGUCGAGCAUCAAGCAAGUAAUACCUUAUUACGUGUCAGGGUUCUGUUGGCGCUGGACAGAAAAGUGGACUAGCGUAGAAAGAGGCGCUGAGUACACUGGAGCGGACUGUGCACUGUGCUGUGCUGUACAUACAUAGUAGGAUCAGAUGAGUUUACUGCU
This is a messenger RNA of Aspergillus japonicus CBS 114.51, 2360 nucleotides long. Its product is annotated as amidohydrolase. Gene Ontology annotation, molecular function: hydrolase activity, acting on carbon-nitrogen (but not peptide) bonds. NCBI's taxonomy places the organism in Eukaryota, Fungi, Ascomycota, Eurotiomycetes, Eurotiales, Aspergillaceae. The transcript has 2 exons. Bases 486 to 2093 code for a protein of 535 amino acids. The record is from RefSeq and is a predicted model, not a curated record.